AUGGCGUCUUCUAGCUUCGCCCCAUUUCCUGCGUCCACCAAGCUCGCCGUGCCACGCAAGACCAGCCUUCUUGCUUCUCCAUGCUCCACUCUCUUCGCUUCCCCAUCGUCGCCUGGACAUUGUUGCGUGUCCGUCUCCACCUCCCCGUUUCUUCUGUUCAGUGUCGUCCUCGGGUCGCGGCGCUGGAGCGCGUCGAGGAUUCAAUCCGUAGCAGAAGUUGAUGCAGCUGCCGCUUCGGCGGAGCGGGAUGUCGGAGGAGGGGCUACCGAAGGUGUGGACGAAAAGAAGCCAGCCGGAGGGAAAGCUAGAUUGCGGCCGUUUGAGCUCUACGUGUGUAACCUGCCCAGGAGCACAGACAUCUCCGACCUUCUAGAUGUCUUCUCUCCCUACGGCACCGUCCAAUCCGUGGAGGUAAGGUCUCACAUUCUCCGGAGCUUCCGAUGCGCGUAAUUUCUUCUCAGAAGCAGGAGGCUCCAAUUGCGUACUCAUCUCCACAAUUUUUCAAUCGGUUUCGUGAUACAGUUGAAAUUUCACGCUCUAUCUAUAGAAGAUCGGUUCCCGAGUUUCUAGGAAACUAUAUGUUCAGAUAUCUCUUUUUGGCAUUCUUGCAUUCGUGAAGAAUUUUUUUCUGGUUGAGUGGAAAACUAAAGUAUGCCCUUGGGUGCUCUAUUUCGUUCACUAUCGUGAUAAAAUUGAUGAUCCUCUCACCCGGGAUGCUUCUAGAGAGGAUAUUGCAGUUCUUGGUGGUUUGAAAUUUCCUCAUAUUGACUAGAUAUGUGUCAAAAAUUGAACCUGAUUUCGUUUUCCUUGAUAAAAUGUCGGAUCAAACGACCAACUCGUCAAAAUCAUCCAAUUUAUUAAUCUGAAAGAAGGUCAAACAAGAUUAUAGGACGCAGGCUUUUCUUCCUGACAAUUAAUUGGCUCCAAGACAGUCAAAAUAUCCCAAACAAAAAAAAUCAAUAAAACAAGAAUCCCUCAGGCUGUCCAAUUGAUGCGGUGCUUUGAACAAGAGUGAGUUGCCUGGUUAAAUCUAGAGGGGCUUCGAUGUAUUUUCUAUCUUGGUUUAUCAUUUUUUUAUUUUUAAAAGAAUUACAUGGUGUUGAAGAAAAUAGAAAAUUAUGAGGUUCGUAAAUUAAUUAAUGAGCUGACUUUGAAAAAUAUAAAAGGAUGUGCUACCCAGGAUCGAUAAGAACGAUUGGGCAGUGCCACUAUCUUUCAUCGUCAAGGGAAUCCCACAACAUCACAGUUGAACACCUACGUAGUUCUCUGUUGGGCUACAAAAAUGACCCACUAAGGACCCCGGGGCGGUUGAUUAUGAAGGUUCGUUCCUUCGUAGAGUACCUCAGUUUUUGGAUGAAGAAUUUUACUAUAGUCCAGUUGAACCAUAACUCUAACGCUUUCAUCCUUCCUCUGUAAAUACUGACUUGGCUGAUUCGACUGCAAACGAGUUGAGCUAGAUCUUGGGCUGAAUUAUCAUGUGAGCAUCAAGCCACCAAUUGUGCGAUAUUGUUGGAUGAACUAGCAUGUCUCUGCGAAUUCUUCUGUUAAAUUUUCUUCCUGAUCGAUGCUUACUUAUUCUCGGAAUGCGUGUGUAGGUUUCAAGGAACCCUGAAACUGGUGUUAGCAGAGGCUGUGGCUUUGUUACUAUGAGUUCCAUUCUUGAGGCUACAGAAGCUGUGACUGCCUUGGAUGGAUCCGUAAGUCAAAUGCCCAUCUCUUGUUGUGUAUAUAUUUGUGUGUGUGUGUGUGUUCAUGCAUGCAUAUAGAUAGAGUGUGCGUGCGUGUGUGUGUGUGUGUGAGUGUGCGUUUUAAUACUUUCUCUCGUUUUGCUUUCUUCAAGGAAUUAGGAGGGCGAGAACUACGUGUCAGAUUUUCAGCUGAAAUGGCAUCUGGGAGAAAAAAUACGACAAAUUUAAAUACGGACACCAGGAAGGUCAUCUUCUAUGAAGGCCCGCAUAAGAUCUAUGUUGGCAAUCUCCCAUGGUCUGUGCAACCUGCAGACUUGAGACAACAUUUUAGCCAGUUUGGAAUGGUGGUCAGCAUCAAACUGUUCCGUGAUAGGAAGUCUGGAAAGAGGCGUAUGUACGGGUUUCUCUCAUUCUCCAGCAUUGAAGAACUCCAAGCUGCAGUGUCAUCAAGUGGAACGGUAGCUCAUUCGUUCUUGGGUUCUACUCCCACACACUCGGAGUUAUAUUUAUUUAUAAAUAAUGCUAGACUCGCAGGCUAUGUUUUAUCUACGUUUUAUAGUUUUGUUGAUAAAAUGGCGCAUCUUUUUUACUGCUUUUGGUAAUGCAGGAUUUUUGUGGGCGGCCGCUGUUGGUGAGAGAGGUUAAUGCUAGGAACCAGGAAUAA
Molecule: messenger RNA, 2352 nt
Organism: Spirodela intermedia
Lineage: Eukaryota; Viridiplantae; Streptophyta; Magnoliopsida; Alismatales; Araceae
Source: the annotation of a GenBank genome assembly